AUGGAGCCUGAUGGAGUUUACUGCUCGCUUGAGAAACCCACUGAAGAUUUAUAUGCUACAAUAGCAGAGACUAAGGAGAAGAGGGAAGAACACCAGGCAGUGCCUUCUAAUACUGUGAAAAAGAAGACAUUUGCAGUGUGGGUGUCAUUGGUAUUCUUGUGUGCUGUCAUCCUGGCUGCCUUCCUCUCGCUCAUUGUGUACUUUGUUACUGGAGUUAAAUACAAGGAAAAUGAGGAGAAACUGCAGAACACACUUUUUGUUACCAAUGAAGAGCUGAAGCUAUUACACAAGAAUCUGUCAGAGGUGAAAACCGAGUACACAGUCCUGAUUCAAAACCACACUACUCUGCUAUCGCACAAUAUGGAAUUGACACAGAACAUCAGUGAGCUGCAGUUGAGGUACUCAGCAUUACAAGGGAACCACACUGCAAUGACUACAUCUCUUGACAAAUAUUGUUCCAUACAAAGGGCUUCAAUGCCAGAAAGGAAAUGUGUCUUCUGCCCAGAGAGCUGGGUGCCAUUCAACACAAACUGUUACUACUUUGCCAAUGAUACAAAGACCUGGGCUGACAGUCGUGAUAACUGCACAUCAAUGGGGGGUCACCUGGUGAUCAUAGAGAGCCAAGAGGAGCAGAACUUCUUACUGAAUAAGACACGCAGCAAAACUGUCAAAUCUCACUGGAUUGGUUUAACUGACCAGAAGGCAAAAGGUCAGUACCUCUGGGUGGACAACAGACCUCUGAAUCAAAGCAACAAGUUCUGGGGGAGAAGAGAUAAUAAAAAUGAUCAAGGAUUUGAACCGGACAACUUUAAGGGAGACUAUUCAGAAGGACAGAACUGCGUACACAUAGACACAAACACACUAUUUAACGGGUGGUAUGAUGUAUGGUGUGGUGAAAUCAAACAAAGAAUCUGUGAAGCAGCAGCUGCCCUUAUUCAUAUCUAGCAUGAAAGUGAGAGUUAAAAACAAGGCCAGAAAUGAUCAAGUUCAUGACUCGCUGGUGACAGCAAGUGUCUCUGAAGUGAUAAAAUGUAGCUCGGACUAGAACCUUUAGAAACAAGGAAUACAGCAUUUCUGAGAAGCUCUACCUCACCUCCAG
Molecule: messenger RNA, 1099 nt
Organism: Polypterus senegalus (gray bichir)
Lineage: Eukaryota; Metazoa; Chordata; Cladistia; Polypteriformes; Polypteridae
Product: C-type lectin domain family 4 member E-like
Exons: 6
Coding region: 1-945 (314 amino acids)
Biological process (GO): immune response; biological process involved in interspecies interaction between organisms
Cellular component (GO): external side of plasma membrane
Molecular function (GO): carbohydrate binding
Source: RefSeq, a predicted model, not a curated record